Linum trigynum is the source of this 1482-nucleotide messenger RNA. The record is from the annotation of a GenBank genome assembly. Lineage: Eukaryota; Viridiplantae; Streptophyta; Magnoliopsida; Malpighiales; Linaceae.
AAAAAUGGAGUUACAUGAUUCAUUAAUAUAGUGUGUGCUAGCCAUCGCACAUCCACAGUUAAAGACUCUCGAGAACAAUACAAAAGGUCAUAUAACCAUUUGAUAACGAAUUCAAGACAUUUCAAUAAGAUAUCUCAAACCAUAAAACAUACCCAAAAAAAUCGAUAGCACAUCAUAAAACCGAUUAGUACUAAUAACCGAAAUGGAUAAAAGUUAGAGAAAGAGAUCACGAAACACAUGGGGUGGAAAGUAUGAAAUGGGUGACUUAAAUGUGUUGGUGGGAGGAAUCUUAUUUAUUUGCCUCAUUCAACAUUCACUGUUUAGGGAAGGUCGAUACUCGAUCCACAUUACUCUUUUUUUUUUUUUUUUUUUUCCUUUGGUUUGCUUUUCUUUUCUUUUCUUAGGGUUCACCUUUUCAUGCCUCUCCCCAUCUCUUUAUCCCCUUAUUGCUUUGCUGCUUUCCUUUCACACAAUCUUUUCCACCUAUUGGAGCCGUCUCCUUCUUUCUCUCAGGACUAUUGGGAGUUCAGUUCAGUAGCUGUAGUGAUCACAAAUUCACUCUCUGCAAUUACUACUUUGGGGAGAAAGCAGGUAGAAGAGGAAGGAAAGAUGAGGUGCCAAUUAGUCAAGGAGGUGAAGGACAGCAAUGGGGAUUUAGAAGAAGAAGAAGAAGAAGAAGAAGAAGUGUGGCCGGUGGAACACCCCGUGGAGCCAAUGGAUGAAGACCGUCCAGUCAUCUGCCCAAUUCCUACCUCUUUUCUUCUUCCUCAAGAAGGAAGAAGUCGUGAUCAAAAGAAAAAGGUGGAAAGUUGGAGAAAGAGAGCGGAGAAUCCAGUACUAGCAAUAGCAACAACGCCGAUUAUGAUUAAUAAUAAUAAUAAUAAUAUGGAUAGGCUCGAAGCGGCAGAGGGCGAUCAGAGUAUUGGAGUAAUUCGUAAGCGUUAUCAUACACAUAUCAACCAGAAGGUGUAUCGUGAUGAUUAUCUUCGUAAUCAUCAUCCAAUUCGUGAAGAUGGUUUGAGAAGAAUGACGACUUUACCUCCCCCGUCAAACAACAAUGUUGCUGAUACCAUCUUUCAUAUGCUUCAACGUGCUCCUUAACUGGUUAUAAGUUUUUUCUCAAUUUUACUCUUAGUUUCCCCACUUCUUACUUCUAAGAGGUAGCCCCCAUAGCUCCAAUUAAUGUUUUGACUUUUGAGUAUAAGUGAUUGCGUGAGAAGGAAAAAAAAUACAAAAUUAUUGUCAAUGAAUAUGGUGUUUGAACUUUAUCUAAAUACAAAUAUUCAAAACAAAAGCCUCAUACUCUCUAAAUAUCGAGUAUUGAUGCAGCAAUGUUAGAAGUUUAUGUUAACUCUUACUAGUAGAGAAUCCAGAUAAUCGACUUCCCAGCUGAGAGUUUCACUAAUGGUUGUCUCCAUAAUCACACUAAAUAGCUUGAGAAGAAAUAAAAUAAUAUUAUUUCAAUAACAUUUAUAACGACUA